AUGUUGCCCGUGGCUGCUUUCGCAGCAUUCCUCUAUCUUCUGUACACUGUGAUUUCCACCAUCCGGGUCCUGUACUACCAUCCUCUCAGUCACAUCCCCGGCCCCACACUGUGGAUCGCUUUUCCCAUAUUUCGUCACCUCGCGUUGCUUCGAGGGAAGCAAGAUAGCGCGCUUCGAGCUCUCCACCGCAAAUAUGGCGAGGUUGUUCGAUUUUCUUCCGAUGAGGUUUCCUUCAUCACCGCCCAAGCCUGGCGGGACAUUUACGGCCACGGCCAUAAGCAACUGCCCAAGUUCAAACACUCGGCUGCAAACCCUCUGGAUAUCAUUAACGCAAACGAUGCAGACCACUCUCGAUACCGCAAAUCAAUGUCUCAUGCCUUUUCCGCGAAAGGACUGCAAGCGCAAGAGCCGAUUUUGAACAAAUACGUCGAGAAACUGAUGACGAAAUUGGAGCACGAAGCAACGUCUCGGGUGCCUGUCGAUAUGGUGAAGUGGUAUAACCUGACCACAUUUGAUCUGAUUGGCGAUCUUGCCUUUGGACAGUCUUUCGACGGGCUGGAAAACUCACAGUAUCACUUCUGGGUCUCGACCAUUUUCGAAUCCGUGCGCGCCAUCCAGUUUGUCAAAGUCGGGGAUCUCUAUCCUCUGCUCUUCCAAUUCCUCAAACCUUUCAUGUCCAGUGAUUUGGCCAGCGCACGCCAACGACAGCAGGACUACAGCAAAACCGUGGUGCAGAAGAGGCUUGCGAACCCUGCACCCUCCGACCUGGUCGACUUCAUGGAUUCCAUGCUCCGCCAUCGCGGGGAGAAAGAUGGGCUCAGUGACGAAGAGCUAGUCGCAAAUUCCAGUAUUCUUGUGAUCGCCGGCAGCGAAACAACCGCCACGUUGUUAUCGGGUGUGACCUACCUCCUUCUGAAGAACCCGGCGACGAUGCAAAAGUUGACGCAUGAAGUGCGAACGGUCAUGCAAUCCGAAGAGGACAUCACUUUUGCAAACGCGACGGCAAAUCUCCCGUACAUGUUAGCCUGUCUUGAAGAGGCCCUUCGAAGGUAUCCCCCAGUCGCAACCGGCUUGCAACGAGUCACCACUGCGACCACCAACAUUUCAGGCUAUGAGAUCCCCCCCAACACCAGGGUAGCUGUCCACCAAUCCGCCGCCUACGAUUCCCCUCUCAAUUUCCACCUGCCCUCACGCUACAUUCCCGAGCGCUGGCUCCCGGCCGCGAAAAGCGAUCCCGAAUCGCCCUUCUUCCACGACAAGCGUGACGUGCUGCAGCCCUUCUCCGUCGGCCCCCGCAACUGCAUCGGCCGCAAUCUCGCCUACAACGAGAUGCGCGUCAUCCUCGCGCGCAUCAUCUGGCGCUUCGACCUCGAGCUCUGUCCGGAUUCGCAGGCGUGGGACGUUCAGAAUUCAUACACCUUCUGGGAAAAGCCCCCGCUGAUGUGCAAGUUGACACCGAGGGCCCGUUGA
Botrytis deweyae is the source of this 1470-nucleotide messenger RNA. RefSeq lists its product as uncharacterized. Lineage: Eukaryota; Fungi; Ascomycota; Leotiomycetes; Helotiales; Sclerotiniaceae. Bases 1 to 1470 code for a protein of 489 amino acids. The record is from RefSeq and is a predicted model, not a curated record. Gene Ontology annotation, molecular function: iron ion binding; monooxygenase activity; oxidoreductase activity, acting on paired donors, with incorporation or reduction of molecular oxygen. The transcript has 2 exons.